Molecule: messenger RNA, 414 nt
Organism: Pistacia vera
Lineage: Eukaryota; Viridiplantae; Streptophyta; Magnoliopsida; Sapindales; Anacardiaceae
Exons: 2
Coding region: 1-414 (137 amino acids)
Biological process (GO): negative regulation of DNA-templated transcription
Molecular function (GO): transcription corepressor activity
Source: RefSeq, a predicted model, not a curated record
AUGGAGAAUUUUUUGGAUGAUGGUAGUGUUCACACUUGUGAUCAAUGCGAGCAUAAAUUUCACACAGGUUGUCUAAGGAGGAGAGGGGAAGUUAAGGUGAAAAAUUAUGCUCAUGAUAAUUGGUUUUACAGUGAUAGAUGUGAACAUGUUUCUACUUGCAUCCAUAAGCUUACAGGAAUGCCUAUAUCACUAGGUGUAGAUGAUUUAACCUGGAGAUUAUUGAAGAAUGGAAAAGAUCUUGUUGAAUAUCCUAUCUUAAAUAAGAAAUCUGAGAUGAGGCACAAGAACUUUCAAGGAUUCUACACAGUUGUUCUGGAAGGGAAAGGAGAAAUUGUUUUUGUGGCAACUAUUAGAGCGUUUGAAGAGGUUGUUGAGAUACCAUUAGUUGCUACCAGAUUGAAAUAUUGCGGAUAA